AUGGUGCUGCUGGCUCCAUCGAUCAGCGCUCUCAAAACGCUAUUGUCGGUGUGUGAGCGUUAUGCGGAGGCCCAUGGACUUAGAUAUAAUGCGAAGAAGAGCGAGUGUCUGCUGUUCAAGGCAGGCACUAAAAGCUAUGAUGUACCACCUAUUACACUUGUAGGGACUGCUUUAGAGUGGGUCACUUCUUUUAAAUAUCUGGGGCACUGGGUCACUGCUACGCAGACUGAUAAUAAUGACAUUGAAAGGGAACGUAGGGCGCUGUCAGUCAGGAGCAAUAUGUUGAUCCGUAGGUUUGCAAAGUGCUCAAGGGAUGUCAAGAAUACUCUGUUCAGAGCGUACUGCACAUCUCUCUACACUUGCAGCCUAUGGGUCGACUAUACGCAGAGGACCUACAGCGCCUUACGAAUCCAAUUCAAUAACGCAUACAGGGCACUAUUGAGAUUGCCGCGACACUGCAGUGCAUCAGGGAUGUUUGCGGAGGCGCGUAUUGAUGACUUUCACGCUAUCAUCCGAAAGAGAAUCGCAUCCCUGAUGUGUCGGGUGCGGGGCAGCGCUAACAGUCUCUUGAGGACUGUGGCAGAUCGGACUGAUGGCCUCAUAUUAAAACACUGGACAAAGACGCAAGUGUUGUCUACAAACCGUGCCCAGAAGUAG
Molecule: messenger RNA, 657 nt
Organism: Helicoverpa zea (corn earworm)
Lineage: Eukaryota; Metazoa; Arthropoda; Insecta; Lepidoptera; Noctuidae
Exons: 1
Coding region: 1-657 (218 amino acids)
Source: RefSeq, a predicted model, not a curated record